Messenger RNA from Amphibalanus amphitrite, 3512 nucleotides. RefSeq names its product serine/threonine-protein kinase SIK1-like. The transcript is spliced from 10 exons. Bases 82 to 2016 code for a protein of 644 amino acids. NCBI's taxonomy places the organism in Eukaryota, Metazoa, Arthropoda, Thecostraca, Balanomorpha, Balanidae. Gene Ontology annotation, cellular component: cytoplasm. Gene Ontology annotation, biological process: microtubule cytoskeleton organization; protein phosphorylation; intracellular signal transduction. The record is from RefSeq and is a predicted model, not a curated record. Gene Ontology annotation, molecular function: tau-protein kinase activity; ATP binding; protein serine/threonine kinase activity.
GCCGGCGGCGACCGACCGCGGCCCGCCGGUCGGUCACAGCGCCGCUGCGUGCCCGCGCUGACGUCCCCUGUGACGUCACAAAUGACGUCACGCCGACGGCGGUGGCGGCGGCCGCGGCGGCUGCCAGUCGCUCGCUCGGACCCGUGGGGGAGGGAAUGCGCGGGACGCUUCCGGACCGACCCAGACAUGGUCAUGAGCGUGAAGACCACCCAGCCCGUGCGCGUGGGCUUUUACGACAUCGAGAGGACCAUCGGCAAGGGCAACUUUGCCGUCGUCAAGCUGGCGCGCCAUCGCAUCACCAAAACAGAGGUGGCGAUAAAGAUCAUUGACAAGAUGAGCUUAACUCCCGAUAAUCUCAAGAAAGUGUACCGUGAAGUGGAAAUCAUGAAGCGCCUCAGUCACCCAAACAUCAUUCGGUUGUACCAGGUUAUGGAGACGCAGAGCAUGCUCUAUAUCGUCUCCGAAUACGCCAGCCAAGGCGACAUCUUCGAGUACAUUUCUCACAACGGCCGAUUGAGGGAGUCUGAGGCGCAGAGGAAGUUCUUUCAGAUCGCCUCGGCGGUGGAUUACUGCCACCGUCACGGCAUCGUUCACCGAGACCUGAAGGUGGAGAACCUGCUGAUUGACGGGUGCGGCCAGAUCAAGAUCGCCGACUGGGGCUUCAGCACGUUCUUCCAGCCGGACGGGGCGCUGACGACGUGGUGCGGCUCGCCGCCCUACGCCGCUCCCGAGGUGUUCGAGGGAAAGGUCUACACGGGACCCGAGAUUGACAUCUGGAGUCUCGGCGUGGUGUUAUACGUGCUCGUCUGCGGUGCUCUGCCAUUCGAGGGCAGCUCUGUGCAGGUUCUCAGAGAUCGCGUGCUGGCCGGCAGGUUCAGGAUACCAUUCUUCAUGUCCACAGACUGUGAGAGUCUGGUGCGGAAGAUGCUGGUGGUGGACCCGGCGAGGCGGCUCACCUUGUCACAGGUCCUUCGUCACCGGUGGCUACAGACGGGCUCACCGCCCCCGGCGCCUCUGCCGCCACCGCCACCCACCGAAAUCAACGAGCACGUGCUGAGAGUGAUGCAGGGCCUCGGCAUCGAUACGUCCGUCACACGACAGUCGGUACUGCGUCACGCGUACGAUCACCACGCGGGCAUCUACCUGCUGUUGGACGAGCGGCUGCGCCACCACCGCAGCAGCUAUCCGUGCCCUGCCGGCUGCGGCCUGGCUCGCCGGAGACCCAGCAGCGUGGCCGAACAGGCGGCGCGGCUCACUGCCGGACCAGACACCGCCGAGCCGACCCCCGCCCCCGCGCCCGGCGACGGUGGAGCGCCCUCCUUCGACGAGGGCGUCGAGGUGGACAUUGUCGACGAGCUGCUCCCGUCGACGGCGCCGACGGGGGCGUCCGGCGCGGGCGUCCGCCACCCGCCGGUGGCGAGGAAACCGUCGGACGGCGCGCUGGCGCCCGAGUCGCCCUUCGGCUCCGUCACUAGCACCGAGUCCAACAACUUCGAGUCGUUUGACUCGCAGAUGGAGCCGGACAUGUUUAGCAGCUCGAGUUCGUGCUACCAGCCACCGGCGCUGGCCAAGCCGCCGUGUCGGCCGACGCUCGCCUGCCGACACAGUGUGCGUCACAACCCGCUGGAGACGGCGGCUGGCGGCCGGCGCUCGCCCGUCAGCUUCCGCGAGGGCCGGCGCGCCUCGGAUGGCCUUGUCGCCUCUCAGGGUCUGGUGGCAUUUAGUCACCGUCUGAACCAGGGCCAGAAGGCCGGCGGCUUCACCGAGCUGAGCUGUCUCCAGCAGGAGCACGCCUGUCUGCGCGCCCAGGUCACCCGGCAGCGGCACGGCCAGCUCAAACGGCCUCCCAGACCUCGUUGUUGUUACAAGCCGGCCGCUGUGGCUGCCGAGCUGCUGCAGCCCGAGCUUCACUUCCAGCCGAUCGCUGAGGACGCAGCCGCCGGUGACGGCUGGGACAACCUGCAGUACAGCCUGGCCAACUGUCAGAUCACGCCUCGCCUCUCGGCAGACAGCUGACAGCCACCGCGCCGGCCAUGACCGCGACUGGGGGCGGUACGGCUCGGCAGGGCGGCACGCGCCGGCCGCCCGCCGCUCUGGCCCGAGCCGCCCCCGCCCCCGCCCCCGCCCCCGCCGACAGCCGGGACAGACCUCCCGGCGGCGUGUGCCGGCCCCACGAGGUUCGCGCCGGUGCACGAGGCGGCGACCAGGUAUGAGGUGGACAGCGGGCCGAGCGCGCUGACGGAGCGACGGAGGCUGUCCGGCCCGGAGACGGGCUGUCGACCGGCCCUCCGUCGGCAGCUGGGACUGGGCGAACUGCGCCGCGGGGGCAGCUGGGCAGAGAGACGGGAGCCCGCCGUCAGCACUGGUAACCGCGCACGGCGCACUCAGUCACUAGAGGCGGGAGGAGCGACUGCUCGUAUCACGGCCAGCCCGCCGCGGGCCGGGCCCAGAGGGUCACUGCGCCGGCGCAGCCGCUCUCUGGGGGAUGUGGAUCCGACCCGGCCCGAUGCCCCUCUCUGCCGCGACUGCGCGGUACACGGGGCCCACCGGCCGACUGACUGUGACUGAGAGAGGCUGAGGAGGCGGGCGACUGAGAGCGAGCGACUGUCUCUGUGUGUGCGGGUGACUGAGAUGUUCCUGAAUGCAGCCAGCACCGUAGGGCCGGCGUCGCUUGUCUAGCCAAACCAGCAAUAACCGGGCACAUACCGUUUGCCGUGCAUGCGUGCCCAGAAAGGUGUUAUUUUUGGAGCGGUCUAGGCCGGUGCACUGUUGUCGAUUCGCCGGCGGCCGGCGGCCGGCCAGUGCGUCUCUCAGGCAGCACACUGGCCCCGCCAGUGGGGACAGUGCGGCCGGCGGAGGGACUUCUCAUCAGCGCGGCGGCGCUGAGCUCACGGUUACCGCCGCCCGCGCCCGUCCGCGCCCACCGGCGUCACACGUAUAUUUACACUUAGGCCGUCGCGUGUAGCUCUAAAGAUGUGAACCAAACGUGGAUCGCGCGGUGGCAUGCGUUGGACUGUGGUGGUGGCAUCGCUCACAACCCGUCUCUGAGAGAAGGGACUCGCUGACCUCAGGCGUGCGAGCCCGGCUCUAUACCGACAUCAGGCGUUUUCUAGUCAGUCGGCGAGUAUGGCGCGCGCGUUUUGUACCGAUGUCUUAUGUUCAAUGUGCGUGGAGCGUCGUCGAGUACGGUUUUGUCUUUGUCUCAGUUGUCGUUACUCUAGUCGGGGUGGUUGACUGCAGUCUUUCAUUUGUCGGCGCUGCAGACCGACGUCGGCAAGCCGCCAUUCCUAGCCGGCAGGUGGCAGGCAGAGCGCAGUGUAGGUGGCAGCACCAGUCAUCAUUCGUCGUGCACGGUGCACCUGUACGAUAGAGCUCCACUGGGCGCACCGAGACACCUGUACCUACUGUCGGCCGACGCCAUAAAACUUACCGCGCGAGGGCGGUAUUCAUGUCAGUUGUUUUGUUUCCAUUAUGAAUGCAACCAGGGUUGCCAAUAAAAGACUAAGCAUUGU